CGACCUGCACAUGAGUAAUUUUAGGCGCGCUACAGAUGUUUUGGAGAAAAUUUUGAUCUUUGAUCUGUCUGAAAAUUUUUGCAAAGUAAGCAAUUAAAAAGAUGGCAAGCAAACAGAAAACCAUCGCAGACUUUUUCAAACCCGGAUCUAAGAGAAUGUCUUCCGAAUCAAGCGAGAAUAUCGUGGAAGAGCCCAAGCCAAAGAAGCCCAAGUUGGACGAGGACCUAGCCAAAGACAUCGAGGUUCUGUGCAAAGAGCGACCGGCCUUGCACAAGAGCAUCUGCCAGACUUGGUUUUCCAUUCUCAGGGCCGAGUUCGAGAAACCCUAUUUCUUAAAACUAAGCCAAUUUGUGGACGGGGAGAGAAAAAAGAACAAAGUCUUUCCUCCACCCCACAAUGUCUGGUCGUGGACUUGCACCCCCUUUGACCAAACCAAGGUGGUCAUUCUCGGACAGGAUCCCUAUCAUAAUGAUGGACAGGCUCAUGGCUUGUGCUUCAGCGUUCAGGAUGUUCAUCCGCCUCCAAGUUUGGUCAACAUUUUCAAAGAGCUGGAGAAGGAUAUUGACGGGUUCAAGCAUCCUGGUCAUGGAAAUCUCAAUGGAUGGGCCAGGCAGGGUGUCUUGCUCCUCAAUACUGUACUUACUGUGAAGGCCCACAAUGCCAAGUCGCACGCCAACCAGGGCUGGGAAACUUUUACAGAUGCUGUGAUCAAAAAGAUCAGUGAAAAGCUGACAGGGAUUGUGUUCCUUCUGUGGGGAGCUCCUGCCAUCAACAAGACCGUAUUGAUUGAUAAGAAAAAGCACCACAUCUUGACGACUUCCCAUCCGUCUCCACUUUCUGCUCAUAGAGGCUUUCUCGGCAGUCGUCACUUUUCCAAGUGCAACGAACUGCUGGAAAAACAAGGCAAAACUCCUAUCGACUGGAAGAGCCUUCCUGCCAACUGAUCCCCAAAACUCAAAACGUCGACUAGGCUGAGUACAGACCUGCCUUUGAUACUUUUUAAAAAUUUUAUCCUCCAAAGUCCAGGGUGAUCAAUCAAGAAGUAAAUUUCUGGCGUUUGUUUUUUAUUAAAAAAGGAAAAGUUACAUGUCGGUUACAAACAAUGGAUUUUUUUUACGUCUAGUUCCUUUACAAAAAUCACUCCGCUAACACGCAACACACUUCUUCUGCGAUUACACACCAGUUUCUGCAAAAUAAAAAUGCUCAUUUCCCUGCUAGCGGAACUACAAAAAACGUUUUGUCACUAUUUCAAG
Neocloeon triangulifer is the source of this 1253-nucleotide messenger RNA. RefSeq names its product uracil-DNA glycosylase-like. The record is from RefSeq and is a predicted model, not a curated record. Gene Ontology annotation, cellular component: nucleus; mitochondrion. Gene Ontology annotation, biological process: base-excision repair; base-excision repair, AP site formation via deaminated base removal. Lineage: Eukaryota; Metazoa; Arthropoda; Insecta; Ephemeroptera; Baetidae. The transcript has 8 exons. Gene Ontology annotation, molecular function: uracil DNA N-glycosylase activity. The coding region runs from base 102 to 944 and encodes 280 amino acids.